Selaginella moellendorffii is the source of this 2723-nucleotide messenger RNA. RefSeq lists its product as uncharacterized. Gene Ontology annotation, cellular component: chloroplast. The transcript has 11 exons. Lineage: Eukaryota; Viridiplantae; Streptophyta; Lycopodiopsida; Selaginellales; Selaginellaceae. The coding region runs from base 22 to 969 and encodes 315 amino acids. The record is from RefSeq and is a predicted model, not a curated record.
UACCAUUGGCUUACUCUUUGUAUGGCGAGCAUCGCUGGGCUCCGCCCUUGCUGGAGUGAUAAUCACAGUACCCAGUUGAGGCAUUUUUCCAAAGAGCACGGUAUCCUUACUGCCCAGGUUUCUAGCAGACGAAAGAAAUUGAGAUUGAGAUGCAAGGCAUCCUCGCAGUCCUCACAACAGCAAUCUAGUCUUCUCAGCUUCCUUUGUCCGCUACUCAAGCUCAUUGGGAGUGGCGAUCCAUCGGCACCACGGAAUGGUUUGCUCGAGUCUGCGACGUCCGGAAUUGCAAGCUUGGCAAGGCUGCCUUGGGGAAAGAACGUCAACACGCAGAUUGUAUCUUCACGGACGAAGCAACCACUUGAGCUCUUCAAGCUCUACGAAUUCGAGGCCUGUCCCUUCUGUAGACGAGUGAGAGAAGCAUUGACAGAGCUCGAUCUUUCUGCCGAGGUGUAUCCGUGCCCAAAAGGAUCUCGAGUCCAUCGUGCGUUUGUGAAAGCGUCUGGAGGCAAAGAGCAGUUUCCAUUUCUCUUGGAUCCAAACACCGGCAUGUCAAUGUACGAGAGCUCCGAUAUUGUCAACUACUUGUUCCAGGAAUAUGGUGAGAGAAGGCGGCCAACAUUCGGGAUUUUAGAAAGCACUUUAGUCACUGGCUGGGUUCCGACGAUAAUACGAGCAGGGCGAGGCAUGUCACUGUGGAAUGGAGCAUUGCCAGAUCCUCCACAGAAGCUCCUUGAGCUAUACUCAUACGAGAACAACCAGUUUGCAAGGCUCGUAAGAGAAGCCCUGUGCGAGCUGGAACUUCCUUACAUCCUCUGGAACACGGGCAAAGGGUCACUUAAUUGCUCCAAGCUCAAGCAAAUCUCGGGUUCAACACAGGUUCCAUAUCUGGUUGAUCCCAACACCGGCAUACAAAUGGCAGAGUCUCUUGACAUAAUCCGCUAUCUCUUCGCUAACUAUAAUUCGAAGUGAUGUUGAUGGAGAGUUUCCUUGGAUUGAUCAGCUAUCAUCGUGUUUGGUACUAAUAGUGUAUCGAGCUUUAAUCCCAAGAACAAGGAAAUGGCAGUUGCUACCAUCAGCAAACGGAGGUGCCAGCUAAACAGCAGUGUUCCCACGUACGGAAAAUGUACGGGGUGAUCUUGACUAGACAGAUAAAGAGGUUAGGGCAGGCAUUCCUUUUGUACCCCAUUUUUGAAGAAAUGAGGCAUUUGGCACAUCACCUGGUCGCUUUUCUGCUACGGCCGGGAACGAGCUCAAGGUUGGGAGGAAGAGAGGCAAUUCUGCUUCGCAUGCAUCCAGGAUGUCCCUGGAUGUCCUGGACUGAGAAAACCCAAAACGAUGGCUGGGACAGCAGUGCUUGGGCAGAAUUUGAGAGCUUUGGAUGCGCACACAGUGGCUAUCAUCCCUGGACACAUUGAUGAAAGGAAAGUGUUAGGUCUUUCUUUCUUGACUUCUCGACUCACUGACCAAACUUUUUGUGACGAGGUUUGAAGUUCUGGAGAGCAAGGACGAGCUUGAUCUCAUUGGACAACAACCACCAGAACCGCUGCGGCAGUUUAACCAGCGCUUUCAGUCUUAUAUUCGUAAAUUCGUCCUGUGUGGCGACUUGAUACGGCUGUGCAUCACUUUGCCAAGUUCCAGCCUUCUUGGAUUGGUCCUUAUCAGGUACUUUCUCGUGCUGGCACUAAUUCGUAUUGGCUAGCAGAGUUGACGGGCAGGAAACCGAGUUCAUCUCAAACGGUAUUUCUUUUGACUGGUACAGUUCACGUUUCGUUUCUAUUGUUUUAAUGCUGUGAGUGUCUUUGCGAGAACUAUUUUGUUACUCACAGGCCCGAACCUGAUUCGGGAGCAGGACACUGUCUCCUGGGAUAAGUUCUGUCGCAUUCGCGAUGCGGAGACAGCUUGUUGAGGGGCACGAUCCUGUGGUACGUAAUGCUUCUCUCUCCCCUGUCUCUUGAGGUUUCCGAUCGUCACAGUUCUGAGGUGCAUUCUUUGUCUCAAAUCGCUGAGAAUGUUAAUCUGCAUUUCCUUGUUUUCUGUCAUAACUGUUACAUUUGAACUGCUUUCUAUGUUUUCUUGUUCCGUGGUCUCGUUCGUCUAGUUGUGGCCUGUCGUUAACAAUCUUUCACUGGGGAUGGCCAAAGCGCUUGGUCUCUCUGGCGUUGGAAAGUUUCAUGGCGGUUGGUUCUCGUCGACAGUUGGCCAAGUCGCUUGGUCCUUUCGGCUUGUCAAUCGACUGCCUAUGACGGGCUGCUUCAAGGAUGGAUGAGACACGAGAAAUUCAUGUGUGAUGCCUUUCUGUGCUUAUUGUCUUUCUUUCAUACCAUUGCCUCGGAGCUUGAACAUCGAUGCUACCUCAGAAUCUUUGACUUUGGACCUCCAAUCACUUGGGAUUGAGACUCAUUCGCCCCUUGAGAGUGCACUCCAUCAACACUGAAUCUCUUAGUAUCUGCGCACUUGGGACGUGCUUUCCCCAGUCAGUCGCCAAAUACGAAACGUACGGGAGAGUGUUAUAAGAGGGUAGACAUUCUUUGGAUGAUGUUAGUGCAUAGGGCAUGAAGGGAACCGCCAUGGAGAUGUGCUCCAGGUCGAGAUAGCUUCGUGUCGGCUGGAUAUGCAGUGGAAUAAUUCCAGCACUGCCAAGGAAGAGAACAUAGAAUUCAGGUGGUUUUACAACAAACCUGGAGAAUCGUCUCUUUGUUCAAUGCAAAUCCUUGAUUUUGGAA